AUGGACCGAGAAUGGGGUUCGAAGCCUGGGAGCGGUGGCGCCGCCUCUGCCCAAAACGAAGCCAUCGACCGCCGUGAGAGGCUGCGCAGGCUCGCCCUUGAGACUAUCGAUCUUGCGAAAGAUCCAUAUUUCAUGCGCAAUCACCUUGGAAGCUACGAGUGCAAGCUAUGCUUAACACUGCAUAAUAAUGAGGGGAAUUACUUGGCGCACACACAGGGGAAAAGACAUCAGACCAAUCUGGCGAAGAGAGCUGCUCGGGAGGCGAAAGAUGCUCCUGCACAGCCCCAGCCUCACAAGCGUAAAGUUAAUCUCCGAAAGACAGUUAAAAUUGGCCGGCCUGGUUACCGAGUGACAAAGCAGUUUGAUCCGGAGAUGAAGCAAAGGUCUUUGCUCUUCCAGAUUGAAUAUCCUGAAAUUGAAGAUAAUACCAAACCACGGCAUCGGUUUAUGUCAUCCUUUGAGCAGAGAGUCCAAUCUUUUGACAAGAAUUAUCAGUAUCUUCUGUUUGCGGCCGAACCAUAUGAAAUCAUUGGUUUUAAGGUUCCUAGUACAGAAAUUGACAAAUCCACCCCCAAGUUCUUCUCUCAUUGGGACCCAGAUUCCAAGAUGUUUACAUUGCAGCUAUACUUCAAAACAAAACCACCAGAGGCAAACAAGCCUUCUGCUGCAACAACUAAUGGAACAUCAGCUCCUGGUGUUCCACCACCUAGGCCUCUGGCUCCACCACCACAAGCUCCUCCACCACCUCCACCUGCACCACAAGGACCACCACCAGGAUCAUCUAUAGAAAAUUCUUCUAGAGGUCCUCUGCCGCCUCCACCUCCAAUAGGAAAUGGACCGAGGCCUAUGCCGCCUGGUGGGAACCUACCUGCCCCACCACCUCCCCCUUUCGGUGGCGGCGGUAUGCCAAGCUUCACACCCGGGAACCAGAUAGGUAGGCCGAUGAUGCCACCACCUCCACAAGGUUUUCAAGGGCAGCAAAUGCAGAACCAAGGAAUGCGCCCUCCACCUCCACUGCCUCAAUAAUUGGCCAGUUUCUUAAGUUCAUGAUCUCCAGAAUUUGUAAUCAGAUACUGUAUGUACCCGUUGUCGUGUUUUUAGAAACAAAGCAACCACAAAUUUCAUUUUUUUUUAUUGUGCACCAAGUUCGUGUACCGAGAACUUUUGGAAUUUUUUGGGUGAUUUGCAAUUUGGUUGCAAGACUAGUAUUCUGUACAUGAGUCUGUUCCAAAUCUCUUAACAAUUCAAUCUUGUGGAUGUUUUCUUGGCAAGUCAUGAUUUCUGGAUUUAAACAUGUAGAGAUGCACCAAGAAGUGUCCUU
Messenger RNA from Cynara cardunculus var. scolymus (artichoke), 1321 nucleotides. Its product is annotated as splicing factor 3A subunit 2-like. The transcript has 7 exons. Gene Ontology annotation, cellular component: catalytic step 2 spliceosome; U2-type prespliceosome; U2 snRNP. Gene Ontology annotation, biological process: spliceosomal complex assembly. NCBI's taxonomy places the organism in Eukaryota, Viridiplantae, Streptophyta, Magnoliopsida, Asterales, Asteraceae. The record is from RefSeq and is a predicted model, not a curated record. Gene Ontology annotation, molecular function: nucleic acid binding; zinc ion binding. The coding region runs from base 1 to 1026 and encodes 341 amino acids.